AGCGGAAGUGUCGGUGGCCGGCGAGUAAGAAGGGCUUAUUCCUGGAGUGGACAUGGCGGCGCUUGCUCCGCUGCCCCCGCUGCCCCCGCUGCCCCCACAGUUUAAGAGCAUACAGCAUCAUCUGAGGACGGCUCAGGAGCAUGACAAGCGGGACCCUGUGGUGGCCUAUUACUGUCGUUUGUAUGCGAUGCAAACGGGAAUGAAGAUUGAUAGUAAAACUCCUGAAUGUCGUAAAUUUUUAUCAAAGCUAAUGGAUCAGUUAGAAGCUCUUAAGAAACAGUUGGGUGAUAAUGAAGCUGUUACUCAAGAAAUAGUUGGUUCUGCCCAUUUGGAGAAUUAUGCUUUGAAAAUGUUUUUGUAUGCAGAUAAUGAAGAUCGUGCUGGGCGAUUUCACAAAAACAUGAUCAAGUCCUUCUAUACUGCAAGUCUUUUAAUAGAUGUCAUAACAGUGUUUGGAGAACUCACUGAUGAAAAUGUGAAACACAGAAAGUAUGCAAGGUGGAAGGCAACAUAUAUUCACAAUUGUUUAAAGAAUGGAGAGACUCCUCAAGCAGGGCCUGUUGGGAUUGAAGAAGAUAAUGAUGUUGAGGAAAAUGAAGAUGCUGGAGCAGCCUGUCCGCCCACUCAGCCACCUCAGCCGUCAUCUUCAACGUAUGACCCAAGCAACAUGCCAUCAAGCAGCUAUACUGGAAUACAGAUUCCUCCCGGUGCCCACGCUCCAGCUAAUACCCCAGCAGAAGUGCCUCAUAGCACAGGUGUAACAAGUAACACUAUCCAGCCUACUCCACAGACUAUUCCGGCCAUUGAUCCUGCACUUUUCAAUACAGUUUCCCAGGGAGAUAUCCGACUAACACCAGAGGACUUUGCUAGAGCUCAGAAAUACUGCAAAUACGCUGGCAGUGCUUUGCAGUAUGAAGAUGUCAGCACUGCAGUGCAGAAUCUACAGAAGGCCCUCAAGUUACUGACUACAGGCAGAGAAUGAAGCCUUUGUACAACAUCCAUGCAUUUUUGGCUUAAAGAACUAACAGUCCACUACUCUAUCUUCAGCCUAUCAGGAGCAUAUUUUAAGGAAGACUUCAGUUCCAUUGACUAUAACAAUGGAAUCUGUGUCUGUGUAUCAGAUUCCUGUUGAAGCAUUCAUCAGCAGCCUCAACCAGUUUUCAUUGUCCAUUUAGUGGAUUCAGUAGUCUCUGGGUAGAUAGGGCUGAUGUGAGCAAGGUCCUAAAAAUGCCCAUUUGAACCCUGCUUGUUCAAAAAAUGAAAACACACUUCUAUAAAAUGUAUUGGGAAUUAGCUUUGUAUCUUAAUCUACAUAAAUUAAGGAAUUUUUUAAACUAUAAUUUGGACAAACAGACCACAUUACUUUGCUAUAAAAUUCUAAAUUUAACUUUUAAUAAAGAUUGCCAGAAUAUUCUAGAGAUGUUUUUGUUUUCCUCAGGACUUCUGAAACAGAUACGAACAUCCUAAACUGUUAGUUGAAUCUGAAAGAGAUUAUGUUCAAGUUUCAAUUUAUAUUCAUGUUAAAUAUAGCUACAUUAAAAGUUAAAAUGUUCAUGGAAGGAAAUGUAAUAAGGUAAAGAGGUAGAAUCAGUUUUAGACGUAAGAGUAAUGUUGGUUGCUCAACUGUUUUCCCUUAUUGACGCUUAAGGUGAAUUGGUAUUUGCUUCCUAAGCAGUUUGACUGCAUGUAUUAGAGAAUGAAAACAAGACAUUUGUAAUAAUGCCUGGAAACUUGGUGCUUUGAGUUAAGGUUCUCCUCUGCUGCUAUGGAAUGGAUUCCAUAGAGUGUAUAGUUAUGAAUGAUGCAGAAGAUUAUAAAAACAUAGACUCUCAGUUGUUAAGUUUAUAAGUUAUGUGGGAAUUAUGGACUUACUAUGUCACCUGCAUUUGUUGCUGUUUAAAAAAUAAAUACAAGGAUUCUUUUAACUAA
Messenger RNA from Balaenoptera ricei (Rice's whale), 1929 nucleotides. RefSeq names its product vesicle trafficking 1 (gene VTA1). The record is from RefSeq and is a predicted model, not a curated record. Gene Ontology annotation, biological process: late endosome to vacuole transport via multivesicular body sorting pathway. Gene Ontology annotation, cellular component: multivesicular body. NCBI's taxonomy places the organism in Eukaryota, Metazoa, Chordata, Mammalia, Artiodactyla, Balaenopteridae. The transcript has 8 exons. The coding region runs from base 53 to 982 and encodes 309 amino acids.